Eutrema salsugineum is the source of this 659-nucleotide messenger RNA. Its product is annotated as probable WRKY transcription factor 56. NCBI's taxonomy places the organism in Eukaryota, Viridiplantae, Streptophyta, Magnoliopsida, Brassicales, Brassicaceae. Gene Ontology annotation, biological process: regulation of DNA-templated transcription. The transcript is spliced from 2 exons. Bases 78 to 659 code for a protein of 193 amino acids. The record is from RefSeq and is a predicted model, not a curated record. Gene Ontology annotation, molecular function: sequence-specific DNA binding; DNA-binding transcription factor activity.
GAUCCAUAAACACACAUAUAUAAUUACAUAUAGUGCGUGUGAGAGAGAUAUCUAGAUAGAGAGAGCUUUUACAAACAAUGGAAGGGUUCGAUAUUGACACAAACCCAAUGUUAACACUAGAAGAAGGCGAAAACAACUCUUUCUCUUCCUUUGACGACAAAACCUUAAUGAUGAUGGCUCCUUCGUUAAUGUUUUCCGGCGAUAUGGGCCCAUCUUCUUCUUCCUGUUCUCCGGCGAGUUUUCAUAUGUCUGCUCAGCCAGAGAACUUUCAUGGUGGAGGAGGAGGAGGAGACGCGGAGGAAAUGGGAGUAUUAAGUGAUCACAAUAAGAAAAAUAAAGGGAAAGGAAAGAUGAGAUCGUCGACGAUGCAGAGGAUUGCAUUUCAUACGAGGAGUGAUGACGAUGUUCUUGAUGAUGGUUAUCGGUGGCGAAAAUAUGGUCAGAAAUCUGUUAAGAACAAUGCACAUCCCAGGAGCUACUACAGAUGUACAUACCAUACAUGCAACGUGAAGAAACAAGUGCAAAGAUUGGCAAAAGAUCCAAACGUUGUCGUAACAACCUACGAAGGUGUUCACAAUCAUCCUUGCGAGAAGCUCAUGGAGACUCUUAGUCCUCUCCUUCGGCAACUUCAAUUCCUCACCAGAGUUUCUGAUCUCUGA